Penicillium pulvis is the source of this 3007-nucleotide messenger RNA. Its product is annotated as mediator of RNA polymerase II transcription subunit 16. The record is from RefSeq and is a predicted model, not a curated record. The transcript has 10 exons. Lineage: Eukaryota; Fungi; Ascomycota; Eurotiomycetes; Eurotiales; Aspergillaceae. Bases 179 to 3007 code for a protein of 942 amino acids. Gene Ontology annotation, cellular component: mediator complex. Gene Ontology annotation, molecular function: protein binding. Gene Ontology annotation, biological process: positive regulation of DNA-templated transcription.
CGCCCUGUCAUCAAAUUGCGGCUGUGUUUGGGUCCUUGUUUGAUUUCCCCCCUCCCCAACGGAGCCGCCCGGUCAUCGUCUAUCAGGGCCGGUCUAGAUCGACAACCAUUCAAGUUAUGCGGGGUUGAACUCCAUUCGCCUACGUGAAUGUUCCCUUGACUGUGAUUAGAUUCACAGAAUGCCAUUGAUCAUGGAACAGGGCCUCAAUGUCGAUGAUCUCUUUGGGGAGUCCGGCUCCCUCGAGCUGGGCCUGCCUGCGGGUCCACCCCCGACCAAAGGCUUAGCACAAUGCCAGGAUGAAAUGCGUCUCUUGGGAUGUCGCCAGAAGAUUGCGUGGUCCCGACUGGGAUGUAUCGCAUAUAUCUCCGCAGAUGGACUACAGGUCAAAUUGCGCCAUCUAAAUUCUAGCCUCUCCAAUGGACAAUGGGUCAUGAGCGAGGAAACUACGCUUGCCCCUGUCGCGGAGACCCAUGGCGGCAAUCUGCUCGUCCAUCUGUCCUGGAACGAGUCUGGUUCCGAAAUGGCGGUCGUGGACUGCCUGGGACGAAUCUCCAUAUAUUCAAUUUCAAUAGCCCUGAACAGUAUCACAGGUGUACGGCAGGCCCAUUUCGACUCCAGUGAUGAUAGCAAUCAAAUCGUUGGCAUGAUGUGGCUUAACACCCAGCGAAUGGUACAUGCCUUUCAUCAAGCAGCCAAAGUCAAUGGCCGAUGGGCUUACUCGCCAUUUCGUCGCCGCCCGAUUGGCCCCUUCAAUCCCGCCAACAAAGGUGCCUUGAUUUGUGUCACCCGAGCAGGCCAGAUCCGGCUCAUUUUCCAGAAUCCAGACAGCAAAUGGGCUGAGCUACCUGCAGAGUUAAAGAACACAGGAUACUCGGACAGACUUUUGACCCAUGCCUCUAUUGUUGCAACCCAAGCUGGUAUCUUGGUUGCAACCUACUCAGUAUGCCAGAAAAUAUGCCUUUACCGAGUACAGAUAUCUUGGAACCCUCCACAGUGGGAUACCACUCAAGGGAAACAGGCCCAAUUUCCCAUUCCAUCAUUCGCCUUCCUUCAUUGCAAGAUUGACAUGCCGAGUAGUAUCUUGGAUGUCAACCGGGGGCCCGAGGAACAAACAGAUAACCAAUUACCAUUUCACAAUUCCGUCUAUUCUUUGAAAUGGCUGGAAAUUAUGCCUGGCCAAAUCGAUAGCCCAACGGGAUCAACGGCCAAUCCUUGGAUCCUUGCUGUCUUUGCCAAGCCACUCCAUUCCACGCCUGAUUAUCCAGACCAACAAGGACCUUCGAGUGUCAUUGUUCGAUGGCAGUUGGAGAACGCCCCUCAAGCCUUCCACCCCAAAUUUGAUGAGGUCGCACCGAAAAAGAACAAUGCCCAGGUCAAGUCCAAGAUGGAGUUGCGUCGGCUAGAAGACAUCCAUUGCGAUAGAUAUAUCGUGUCAGUGGAUAUAGUGGAGCACGGAACUGCUUUGGCUGUCACGCAUGAUGAUAGUUCGAUCACAUUCUAUGAUACACGGACGAUGGCCGUUUUCAACGGGCUGGAUGAUGCCAGCACAGUGACCUGCCUAUCUCAAGCUGGUUUCCAGUACCAAAUGGACUCACCCGGUAUUGCAAUUGCCUUUUCUCCGAAUGCCUGCGUUGCCGUAACGCUGGAUGCAGAGGGGCAAACACAUAUGAGAUCGAUGGAUCACCCUUUUGGAUCCAACGAUGGUCUCUUCGAUGAUAGCAAAUUUUCAUCUGCCAUUGCGGCACUCACUCUUGCCUUCAGUCGUGGAUGUGGAGCCGAGGUGAACACAGACGAUAUUUUGAUGGUUGCUCUCAAGCAGCUCACACCCGAGGCCCAAUCAACCUUCAUUGGUGAAGUAUACCGUGCUUUGCCAGUUAAUUGUAACUUCACUGUCGAAACCGAAAAGCUCAUGACACACCCAUAUAUUCCUCGAUGUCUGAGCCUGCAGGCUGCUUUAGGCUACAAGGGAAGACUGAAGCGUCGGAACCUCCCAUCUGCUGUCCCUUGGGCUAUUAUUCAGCUUCGCCAUGCCGCCGUGCUAAUAGCAUACUUUUUCCAACAUGGGAACAAAGGCCAGAGCGAGGCCCAUGAUCCAGAAAUCCUACAAAUGCUUCUAGGCAAUAUCAAAUGGGUUCUAGACUUUACUCAUUUCAUCUUGAGCGAGGCGUUCGACCUCGCCGACGAAUUCGAUGCUCUCUUCACCGACCAAGAAGCCUUCACCCAGAAAUUGAAAACCGUUAAUUCCGUGUCCCUCGUUCUCCUGCUUUCAAGCAUGUCCCGCGCCUUCCUCCGAUUCAUCUGCCGUGGCCUCCGCGGCGUCCUAGGCGGCUUCACACAAACAAACCCAGCAUCCCUCCCCAGCGCCUCAAGAGUCUACUACACCGAAAUCUGCCAAAUCCUCGAGUCAUCCCCCGUCCGCAUUGACAUCUACGAAAAGUUCCUUGCAGGCGUCGACUCAGCCGUGAAACACGCCUACCAAGGCUCCGGCUUCGGAGAUGCAGAGAGACCAGGCCCAGAAAAGGAACUUCUCGUAAAUGGCCGGAUCCCGCCCGUUCUUGUGACAGCCGUCGUAACCCUCCUCCGACAGACAGUCCCUUCAAUGAAAGCAGAAAUUAACCGCAAAGAUAUCCUCCUCGGUGACUAUAGCUGGCUUGGAUUUGGAUCUGAUGCGCGUACGGCGAUGUAUCGUCGGCAUCGCGAUGUUGAUAUCCUGAAAAAAGUUCCUUUGCGACCGCCGCUUGCUGUUGGUCGGAAUGGGAGGGUUAUUCAGCAGCAGAGGAAACGGAGAUGUGUGCGUUGUGGUGAGGUCUCUGGUGAUGUGGCUUUGCCUAAAUCAUUGCCUUAUUUCAAGAUGAUUGCUAAGUUGAAUUUGUUGCGUUGUUGUCCGUGUGGAGGGUUGUGGAUGUUGGAGGCUGAGACUGGAGGUGAGAGGGGGAACAACUUGCAUGGGCAGCAUGUUUCUACUGUUAGGACACCGGCUGCUGUGGCUGUUGCAUUGGGGCACUAG